Messenger RNA from Dalotia coriaria, 1806 nucleotides. Its product is annotated as serine/threonine-protein phosphatase alpha-2 isoform. Gene Ontology annotation, molecular function: protein serine/threonine phosphatase activity. Gene Ontology annotation, cellular component: cytoplasm; nucleus. Bases 139 to 1131 code for a protein of 330 amino acids. The record is from RefSeq and is a predicted model, not a curated record. The transcript has 5 exons. NCBI's taxonomy places the organism in Eukaryota, Metazoa, Arthropoda, Insecta, Coleoptera, Staphylinidae.
GCGCGCGCUCGCGUCGUCGUAGGUGCCCGCCGCCGAGCAGCAGACGCGUCCAUCGGCAACGAACGCUCAAAAAAUAAUCUCGAAAUAUCCGUGCGAUCCAGGUGCAUCGCAAUCCGCCGCCAGUAGCUGCUUGCCGAGAUGGCCGAGGCGGACAAGACGAACCUGAACAUCGACAGUAUUAUCUCGCGAUUGCUGGAAGUGCGCAGCGCCCGACCCGGGAAGAACGUCCAGCUCACCGAGAACGAGAUUCGUGGUCUGUGCAUCAAGUCCCGGGAAAUCUUCCUCAGCCAACCGGUGCUGCUCGAAUUGGAAGCGCCGUUGAAAAUAUGCGGUGAUAUUCACGGUCAGUAUUAUGACCUGCUGCGUCUGUUCGAGUACGGCGGUUUCCCACCCGAGUCGAAUUAUCUUUUCCUUGGAGAUUAUGUGGAUCGCGGCAAGCAAUCGUUGGAGACGAUAUGCCUGCUGCUAGCGUACAAAAUCAAAUAUCCGGAGAACUUCUUCCUGCUGCGCGGCAACCAUGAAUGCGCGUCGAUUAAUCGCAUCUACGGCUUUUACGAUGAAUGCAAACGGCGGUACAACAUUAAGCUGUGGAAGACGUUCACGGAUUGCUUUAAUUGCCUACCGGUCGCCGCCAUUGUCGACGAAAAAAUCUUCUGCUGUCAUGGCGGUUUAAGUCCUGAUCUGCAGAGCAUGGAACAGAUCCGACGACUGAUGCGGCCGACAGACGUGCCCGACCAAGGGUUGUUAUGUGAUCUGUUGUGGUCUGACCCCGAUAAGGAUACGAUGGGCUGGGGCGAGAAUGACCGCGGUGUGUCGUUCACAUUCGGUGCGGAGGUUGUGGGCAAGUUCCUCACCAAGCACGACUUUGAUCUGAUUUGUCGCGCGCAUCAAGUCGUUGAGGAUGGCUACGAGUUCUUUGCCAAGCGACAACUUGUCACACUCUUCAGUGCGCCCAAUUAUUGUGGUGAAUUUGACAAUGCCGGGGCGAUGAUGUCCGUGGACGAAACACUGAUGUGCAGCUUCCAGAUCCUGAAGCCGGCCGACAAGCGAAAGUUUCAGUACGGCGGGCUGAAUGCCGGCCGACCGGUGACGCCGCCGCGUGGCGCUCCCAACAAGAAUAAGAAGAAGUGAAGCGCACGCGCGUAACACCCGAAAAAAAUCACAUUCAUUACUAUAAUUAUAGUUAGAAGAAAAACAAACAGAGAUUCAGCUGCGCACAGCUGCAACCAACGCAACAAACAACAAACGCAAUUGCUACGCGCAGUUGUUGACAUCAUCGUCAUCUUAACCUCAUUUUUAGCCUCUCCUCCCUCGUCAACAAAAACACGAAGUGCAUUCGAUCAUUUUUUUUUUAUCAUAUGCUCUUCUAUUCUUAUUUAAACGCUAGUGUUUAAUGAUUAAUCUAAUUUUAUUUAAAAAGAAGAAGGAAACGAACGAAACGUAUUAUUAUUAUCUGACGUUCUUCACGUUACUGAACACAAGAAUUAAACAUUUACAUAAAUGCAUACAAACAUGUUCCAGUAGGUGUAAAUAAUUUUCUCUAGCGCUAGGGCAACAACGCAUCCGUAUAUAGAAUUUGAAAAACUUCCAAAUGAAACACAUGGUAUACAUAUAUAAGUUGUCUAAUAACAAUAAUAACUGCAAAGAGAUUGUAAAUGGCGGUGCUGAUGACGAUUGGUUGAUAUCUCUAGCCGAAAAUUAACGAUAAACAAUUGAUAAUGAUAGAGUGUACGUAUAACAACCAUUAUUAUCAUAAUCGUAAGCUUAAGUACAUGCUAAGAUAAGUAAUAAACUCGUUUCUAAAUA